AUGUUUACACUGUACAAACUAUCUCAUGCACCUGGGACAUCAGAUAGAACGCAUUUAUUGGAGCUGGUAAAAGACCCCGAGAUUGUUUGGGACGUGGACACGCUCUGCGGUGAAUCACAAGUUACGAUGCUGUGGCACACCAUUGAGAGGCGUGACACUGAGAUGGCUCGUUUGUUGAUUGAAAAAGGGGCGUGUGUUGAUUACGCCAAUGAUUGUGGGCGAUAUACAUCUAACUCGUGUGAGAUGGUUGACUUGCUUCUAGAGAAGCGGGCAUGUGUCGACACAAUCGACGUCAAUGGUAAUAGCCCUCUGUACUCGAUACUGGAGAAAAGGUGUGAGAAAUGUACCCUCGCCAUCCUAAAGACCGGGGCAAAACCCGUUGACAAGCCACAUAGUAUAACAAACCUGAAAAGAGCACUAAACUGGGAGAAUGUUAGUGUUGACGUGGUGAGGAUACUGUUGCAGCGUGGCGCGGACGUACGCAAUCUCAAAUUCAAGUUUAAAUCGAACUACACACCUGUCGAAAUGGAUGUUGCCCGCCUUUUAUUUCAAAUGGGGAACAUGUCGGAGGACGAUCUAACCGAUAAUCCCGGCCAUCACAGACUACUUCGCAUUUGA
Sphaeroforma arctica JP610 is the source of this 618-nucleotide messenger RNA. RefSeq lists its product as hypothetical. Bases 1 to 618 code for a protein of 205 amino acids. The transcript has 2 exons. NCBI's taxonomy places the organism in Eukaryota, Ichthyosporea, Ichthyophonida. The record is from RefSeq and is a predicted model, not a curated record. Gene Ontology annotation, molecular function: protein binding.